Messenger RNA from Amoebophrya sp. A25, 482 nucleotides. NCBI's taxonomy places the organism in Eukaryota, Dinophyceae, Syndiniales, Amoebophryaceae. The record is from the annotation of a GenBank genome assembly.
CAGCGGCGGGUCGUCAUCCUCCACCGCGCCGCCGUCACGACCUCGGUCGAGAUCGCAGGUCUGCCGAAACAGGACGACGCAGUCCAAAAGGUUAGACACUUUUUCCUUCGAGGUAAAUCUAAAUUCUCUGAAUGGCUUGCUUUUGAAGAACAUGAACAAGAAGAUUUAAUUUUACUUAGAAAUGUAUCCCCAAAAAAAAAGGAUUUUGCCACGCAUCAAUCGAGGGAACCCGACUGCGCAGCGUCCGGAACUGCAGAGUGAAGACAUGGAGUGUGGACUAUACUCAUUGACGAAUCGAGGCUUUCUCCCGAGCACGACCGACCUCACGCCAGGGCUGCGUGGAGUCAUGCAGCAGAAACGGUCACGGAUGUAUCAUCCUAACUCGCGCGCGCUCGCGAAAGGAAUGACGGCGGUAAACUUGCCACAAGCACUUGUGAAAUUGGAUCUCACACCUGCAGUACCGUGUCCACCAAGACGGCGAC